Molecule: messenger RNA, 510 nt
Organism: Microplitis mediator
Lineage: Eukaryota; Metazoa; Arthropoda; Insecta; Hymenoptera; Braconidae
Product: speckle-type POZ protein-like A
Exons: 2
Coding region: 1-510 (169 amino acids)
Biological process (GO): protein ubiquitination
Molecular function (GO): protein binding
Source: RefSeq, a predicted model, not a curated record
AUGACGGUGGACUGUGAUGAAGGGACGACAGUGAAGCUCGACUCACCUUACUUUACCAUAAAUGACGAAACCAAAAGUUCAUGGCAUUUAGACCUGCGACUAUUAGAGGAAAAAGGAUGGUUAUCAUUAUUUUUGUUCCGAAAUGAUGGAAAUGACAAAGUAAGAAUAAGGUUUUCACUAUUCAUUUUAUACAACAAAAAUGAAAGACAAUUUUUGGAAACUUCCUGUGGCAUUCGCGAUUUUACAAUUGGACGGGGAAUUUCUAAAUUCGUUGAAAUAAAAGAGUUGUUGAAAAACAAAGAUGAUCUUAUACCAAAUAACACCUUAACUGCAAGUGUUGAACUAACUGUUUAUGAAGAUUAUCAAUCAUCUAUUACUAAAAUUUCGUUGCAACCACCACGGCGCCAAAUCACUGACGAUCUUAAAGAACUAUAUGAUAGUAAAACAAACAGCGACGUUACUUUCGUUGUGGGUAAUGAAAAAUUUAAAGCUCACAAGCUCAUACUGUAA